AUGUUGUUCUCUCGCUUUUCUGUACUCUCGCUCACAUCUUACUUACAUCAUCUUGACAUUCUCACCAUCUUCAAGACCAGACCUCUUAUUCCAGACACCCAGCGAGAAUGGACGAAAGGCGACUUCACCCUGGUGGCAACGGAUGGGGUCGAGUUCAAGGUUUCCUGGAAUCUGCUUCUCUCGGUCAGCGGGGUAUUCAGUGAUGCCGAAUGCCUGGCUGGCGAUGCUAGGCGGGAGCUGUACUUCGUUGAUCCCGACUUCGAGACCUCGCCUGUCAUCUCUCGAUUCCUGCAACUCGCUUCGACGCAUUCAAUAGGCCAGAACGGGGUGCUUCUAAACGACGACGACUUGGAAGCGUAUAUCCGACUGGUCGCCUUCCUCCGCAAGUACGACUGUCCCGAUCUGCUCGCACUGUUGCCGCCUUGCAUCCGUGGGAGACUCGAGCACGACGAGAUCUCACCACAGCACGUCUACAUCAUUGGGGCAGUGCUGGACGACGUCGAGUUGUGUGUAUCAGCGCUCAAACGCCGCACAGCCGGGGCCGUUCAGGAUGGCUCGCUCGUUACCAUUGGGGCUCACACGAUCGUUGUCUCGGACAUUCCGCAACGGUUCCGACGCUUCAUACCCGAAGAGUACUGGUUUGGUCUGAUCGGUGCGCGACGCAGUCUCGACUCGCGCAGUCUGAUCCCGACGAAACGCAACGAAUGGGACGACAUCUCUGUCGACUUCAGACUCGAGCUUAGCCGUCUUAAGCGAUCAGCCGUAUGA
Molecule: messenger RNA, 768 nt
Organism: Trichosporon asahii var. asahii CBS 2479
Lineage: Eukaryota; Fungi; Basidiomycota; Tremellomycetes; Trichosporonales; Trichosporonaceae
Exons: 1
Coding region: 1-768 (255 amino acids)
Source: RefSeq, a predicted model, not a curated record